This is a messenger RNA of Cryptomeria japonica (Japanese cedar), 3521 nucleotides long. RefSeq names its product cation-chloride cotransporter 1. The record is from RefSeq and is a predicted model, not a curated record. Gene Ontology annotation, molecular function: chloride:monoatomic cation symporter activity. Bases 362 to 3328 code for a protein of 988 amino acids. Gene Ontology annotation, biological process: transmembrane transport; monoatomic ion transport. Gene Ontology annotation, cellular component: membrane. Lineage: Eukaryota; Viridiplantae; Streptophyta; Pinopsida; Cupressales; Cupressaceae. The transcript has 13 exons.
CUUUAAAAUCCCACAGAAAGAGACCAUGUCGAACCGCGAUUGAGGAUAAUCUCCUUUGAAAAAUGUUUUCAUGCCCAUAAAAUUCAACAGGAAAAAAUUUAAAAAGAGGACGUUCCUUUCUCCCACGUACAUAUUCCCUUUUGUAUGAUCUUCAGAUGUGGAUCUAUUUUCGUUCGACAGAGGUCUCGGGUUCGAUACGCAGGAUCUGAGGGGUAUAAAAAAUUAAGAAAACGGAUAUUUAAUUUACGCUCAAAUAAACUGUGCGAUUUAAUCUAAAACUAUUAUCGAGUCCUGUAUGAUCCGAUAGGGUUUUUUCUUACAAAAUCGCCUUCAUAUUGGGAAUUAUUUUGAGGAUAAAAUCAUGGAGAAUGGUGAAGUAGAGGAGAUAGGGAGUGAGCAGUACGGUUCAGGAGGUGGAAGGCGCUAUCGGCCUGUAUCAGCUCAUGACAGGCCUGUAGUUGAAUUAUCUUCUCUUCCGCCGGGAUCUGCAACUGCAAAUAAAUCUGAGGAUAAUAAUAACAGGAGAAUAAAGAUUCCAGGCGUGUCAGAAGGAACAAAUGGAAGAGAUCAAGGGCCUUCUUCUCCAACUAGGGAAAUUUUUGAUCGUACUGGGAGGGAUUCUAAACUGGAGUUGUUUGGUUUUGAUUCUCUUGUUGACAUUCUGGGACUUAGAAGUAUGGCAGGGCAACAGGCUCCAGCAAGAACAAAUACCAUGGAGGGUGAGAAUGUCUCAAUUACUCUUGGACAUCCAAAGGAAAAAGAUGUUAAACUGGGGACGCUCAUGGGGGUGUUUGUACCAUGCCUGCAAAACAUUUUAGGAAUUAUAUUCUAUAUUCGUUUUACUUGGAUUAUUGGUAUUGCAGGCAUCGGAGGGAGCCUUAUUCUUGUAUCCAUGUGUUGCCUGUGCACAUUUUUAACUGGAAUAUCAUUAAGUGCCAUAGCAACUAAUGGAGCCAUGAAGGGUGGUGGACCAUAUUACCUCAUUGGUAGAGCACUGGGUCCUGAGGUUGGUGUGAGCAUUGGCUUAUGCUUCUUCCUUGGCAAUGCAAUCGCGGCUGCUCUAUAUAUUCUGGGAGCUGUUGAGACCUUUCUUGAUGCUGUACCAGGUGCUGGAAUUUUUAAAGAGAGUGCAACAAGCUUGAAUACAACUUCCAUAGCAGGGGCACCUACUGGAGCUCCUGUAGCAACUAUUCUGAGCCCAAGUUUGCAUGAUUUACAACUUUAUGGAAUAGUUGUAACUAUACUUUUGUGUUUUGUUGUAUUCGGUGGGGUGAAAAUAAUCAACAAGGUUGCACCGGCAUUCCUUGUUCCUGUUCUGCUGUCACUAUUUUGCAUUUUUAUUGGUGUAUUUUCCUCUUCGAGGCUUCAUGAUAAAUCAAAAAUUACAGGAUUGCGAUGGCAUACAUUCAAGAAUAACUGGAAUGCUGAGUAUCAGCGUACCAACAGGGCUGGUAUUCCUGCUUCAGAUGGAAUAAUCUAUUGGAAUUUUGAGGCAUUACUAGGACUAUUUUUUCCUGCUGUAACUGGAAUUAUGGCUGGUUCAAAUCGGUCUGCAUCUUUGAGAGAUACUCAGCGCUCAAUACCAGUUGGAACAUUGUGGGCAAUUGCUACUACUACUGUUAUGUAUUUGAUCUCUGUAUUGCUGUUUGGAGCUAUAGCCACAAGAGAGGGACUUUUAACAGACAGGCUUUUGACGGCCACAGUGGCUUGGCCAGUACCAGCAAUUAUCUACAUUGGUAUUAUAUUAUCUACUCUUGGAGCAGCUCUUCAGAGUAUUUCAGGUGCUCCACGCCUGCUUGCAGCAAUUGCUAAUGAUGAUAUUCUUCCAGUUUUGAAGUAUUUCAAGGCUGCUGACAGCAUCGAACCACAUCUUGCAACACUGUUUACAGCAUUUAUUUGCAUUUUCUGUGUUGUGCUUGGGAAUCUUGAUCUAAUCACACCAGUGAUAACCAUGUUCUAUCUUCUAUGCUACGCUGGUGUGAACUUAUCAUGUUUUCUCUUGGACCUUCUGGAUGCACCAAGUUGGCGUCCAAGAUGGAAAUUCCACCACUGGAGUGUUUCACUUAUUGGUGCGGUGCUAUGUAUUGUUAUCAUGUUCUUGAUAUCUUGGCUUUUCACCAUUAUUUCACUAGCACUUGCGACCCUAUUAUACUACUACGUGAGUAUCAAGGGGAAGGCUGGUGACUGGGGAGAUGGUUUCAAAAGUGCAUAUUUUCAAUUGGCUUUACGAAGUCUUCGGUCCUUAGGAGCCAACCAAGUCCACCCAAAGAAUUGGUACCCAAUACCACUGAUCUUCUGCAGGCCAUGGGGCAAGCUACCUGAGAAUGUACCGUGUCAUCCAAAGCUUGCCGAUUUUGCAAAUUGCAUGAAGAAAAAGGGUCGAGGAAUGUCAAUCUUUGUUUCAAUUCUGGAUGGUGACUAUAAUGAGAAGGCUGAAGAAGCAAUUAUUGCAAGGCGACAAUUGGAUGCAUAUAUUGAUUACAAAAAUUGCGAGGGAGUUGCAGAAAUCAUUGUAGCUGAGAACAUGCAACAAGGCUUUCGUGGCAUUGUCCAAACAAUGGGCCUUGGAAAUCUAAAGCCCAACAUUGUUGUAAUGCGAUACCCAGAAAUAUGGAGGCAAGAAAAUUUGAAAGAAAUCACAGGGACAUUUGUCAGCAUAAUAAAUGACUGUAUUGUUGCUAAUAAAGCAGUUGUCAUAGUGAAAGGUUUAGAUGAAUGGCCUGGAGAAUACCAGAAACAGUUUGGAACGAUUGACCUUUACUGGAUAGUAAGUGAUGGUGGCCUCAUGCUACUUCUUUCUCAGCUUUUACUCACUAAGGAAAGCUUUGAGAGUUGUAAGAUUCAGCUCUAUUGCAUUGCUGAAGAGGAGACUGAAGCAGAAGAGUUGAAAGCAGAUGUCAAAAAAUUUAUAUAUGAACUUCGCAUGCAAGCCGAAGUAAUUGUGGUUACAAUGAAAUCAUGGGAAGAACACAGAGAAGAUCAAGGGCUAGAAACUGAACGUGAAGAUGCCAUGGAGUCAUUCUCAAAAGCACGGAAACGAAUAGCUUUACAGGCAGAGGACAUGAAGAGAAAAAUGAAAGAUGGAGGUGUUUCAGAACCUGUAAAUGAGCAACAAGUGAAUAAAUUUCUUUAUACUACUUUGAAGCUCAAUGCCACUAUCUUGCGAUAUUCAAGAAUGGCAGCAGUUGUGCUUGUUAGUUUGCCACCCCCACCACCAAACCAUCCUCCAUACUUUUACAUGGAGUACAUGGAUCUUUUGGUGGAGAACAUCCCCAGGCUACUUAUGGUCCGUGGAUAUCGGAAAGAUGUUGUUACUCUUUUUACUUAGAAUUUUGGCUCCUCACUGGUCAAUGAUUCUUCAAGAUUUUCAUGUCAUCCAUUCUUUUACUGGUAUGUGUCAAUUCUUUUGGCAAAGGAAAUUUAAUGUUAUUAUUACAGAGUGUAACAUUGGAAGAAUGCUCAGAAUGGAGAGGUGUAAUAUGAGUUCCAUAGUUAAAUUAAGGAUUUUGAUUUUUGAGCCA